AUGCACCUGAACAAUCUUUACGCCUUGGUUCUGCUACUACUUCCUGCUGCAUCCGCCCGGAAGUCUGUUGUAGACCUUGGCUAUACACAGUAUCAAGGCCAUGAGCUCUCCAACGGCAUUGUACAGUGGCUGGGCAUGCGUUAUGCUGCCCCUCCUGUCGGACAGUUGCGAUUUGCUGCCCCACAGGAUCCGCUGCCAAUAAAGGGUGUUCAAGAAGCAAAUAAGGUAGCAAUACAGUCACAACCUAGAUGUCAUUGCCUGUUCAUCGAUGUGUAUGCCCCAAGGAAUGCGUCCAACCUCCCUGUGUUCUUCUGGAUACAAGGUGGUGGGUUCAACUCCAAUUCGAAUGCCAACUACAAUGGAACUGGGUUGAUCGAAGCGUCUGGCUCGCAAAUCGUCGUGGUUACCUUCAACUACCGAGUUGGACCUUAUGGGUUCUUGGCUGCCACGGAGGUCCAGAAUGGCGGAAGUUUGAAUAACGGCCUCAAAGACCAGAUCAAGGCUCUCAAGUGGGUCCAGAAACAUAUCAGCAAGUUUGGCGGCAACCCCAAUCAUGUUGUCCUCGGCGGUGCUAGCGCAGGGGCUGCUUCCAUCACCCUGUUGCUCUCAGCCCAUGGGGGGAGAAACGAUGGCCUAUUCCACGCUGCAGCUGCAGAGUCGCAAAGCUUUGCCACUAUGCUCACAUUGAAUGAGAGUCAGUUUGCUUACAACAACCUGGUCAUCCGCACCGGCUGUGCGAGUGAAAACGCCACACUCGCGUGUUUGCGCAAUCUUGAUACAGCAAGCCUUCAGCGCCAGAACUUUAACACGCCGUUUCCUGGAGCGCAACUGGCGCCGCUGUACAUGUACGGGCCGACUAUCGACGGAGACCUUGUGCCCGACUAUACGUAUCGCCUUUUCCAUCAGGGCAAGUUCAUUAGGGUGCCCGUCAUCUUCGGCGACGACACGAAUGAAGGUACCAUCUUCGUCCCGAAAGAUGUUUCCAGCUUCUCGGAAGUCGACAAGUUCCUUCAAAACCAAUUCCCAAAAAUCGAACUUCAUCACCUAGCUAAGAUUAAUGAGCUGUAUCUACAGGAAAAUCAGACUCAGUCUUUCCCAGAUGCUAGUGUUUGGUGGAGACCUGCAAGCAACGCUUACGGAGAGAUGCGCUACAUCUGUCCCGGCAUCAACAUGUCAGCCGUCUACGAGAAUGCUGGGGUCAAGAGUUGGAACUAUCACUACGCCGUGGAAGAUGAAGCCGCCCAAGCUUCGGGUACUGGUGUGUCCCAUACAGUCGAGGUCAACGCCAUCUGGGGCCCAAAGUACACAAACGGGGGUGCACCUCCCUCUUAUACUACCACAAACGCUCCGAUCGUCCCGGUCAUGCAGGGUUACUGGACGAGCUUCAUUAAGACGUUCAACCCGAAUACUCAUCGCUAUCCGGGCAGCCCCGAAUGGAAGACUUGGGGUGACGGAGGAGGAUACAACCGUAAUUUCAUCAAGACGAACGAAACGAAAAUGGAAAGUGUCCCGAUAGAUCAAAAGCAAAGGUGUGGAUACCUGACCAACAUUGGGACGGCGCUGGGCCAGUAG
Messenger RNA from Aspergillus fumigatus Af293, 1572 nucleotides. The record is from RefSeq and is a predicted model, not a curated record. NCBI's taxonomy places the organism in Eukaryota, Fungi, Ascomycota, Eurotiomycetes, Eurotiales, Aspergillaceae.